This is a messenger RNA of [Torrubiella] hemipterigena, 1820 nucleotides long. The record is from the annotation of a GenBank genome assembly. Lineage: Eukaryota; Fungi; Ascomycota; Sordariomycetes; Hypocreales; Clavicipitaceae.
ACCCGAUUGGUGAAGGUGAACCCUUGCGAGUUCGCAACGCUUUUAUUGUGGCGGCGUCAAAUCUUUGUCUCAGUAGCAGCGCUGCCGGCCGUCCGCACUUAAGACCAACCCUUGCACUGCAUUGUAAACUACGAUCAUUACACUAUCAUUUACACAAACUAUAAACUAUACACCGAUUUUUCGAAGCUACCCACCUUCUCGCAUACAGAGGUGCUGGCUUUUUACGUCGACAAUGCUGCCAUCGAUCCCAGUCUUGCACGACUAUGGCCUGUCUCCCGAGCACGGAUUUCUUCCAGACAGUUUACCGUUGUCACGGCUUCCUGACCCAUACUACAACGAUUGGGAAGCUAUAGUAACCAACUUGCCGGCUCUUAUAUUAAGCCGAAGGCUCCGCAGCGUCGUUGACCACCUGCCGGUGCUAGGCACAACUGGGUUAGAGCAUGAAGUCGAGUGGCAGCGAGCAUAUUCAAUUCUAUGCUUCAUCGCCCAUGGCUAUAUAUGGAGCGGCGAUUCUCCCGAAGAACGCUUGCCGCCAUGCAUAACCGUACCCCUGCUCAACAUUGCCGAGCAUCUCGAUGUUCCACCCGUCGCCACAUACGCUGCAGUCUGCCUUUGGAAUUUCAAACCGAUUUUCAGAAACGAACACAUAGACAACUUGGAAAACCUGGCGACAUUGAAUACUUUUACAGGAUCUAUUGACGAAUCUUGGUUCUAUCUUGUGUCUGUCGCCAUUGAAGCUCGAGGCGCACCUAUUCUCGAACUUAUGCUUCAAGCCAUGUCAGCGGUACGAGACAAUGAUUACGAGACUGUAGCAGCCCAUCUCCGAACAUUUGCAGAGAGACUGACAGACUUGACAAAUAUAUUGCAAAGGAUGCACGAAGGAUGCCACCCAACCGUCUUCUAUCACCGCAUUCGACCGUUCUUGGCUGGUAGCAAGAACAUGUCGGAGGCCGGCUUGCCGAAUGGAGUCAACUAUGAUAGUGGCACAAAUGUUACGGACUACCGACAAUACAGUGGCGGGAGUAACGCACAGAGCAGUCUUAUUCAAUUUUUUGAUAUUGUGCUCGGCAUAGACCAUCGCGCUACGGGGGAUACAAAGACGGACGAUUCGUCACGCAAGAACAGCUUCAUUCAAGAUAUGCGACAUUACAUGCCAGGACAACAUGCAAGAUUUCUGGAAGACGUCUCGAGUGUUUCCAAUAUCAAAAAGUUUGUCUAUGAUAACAGAGACAAGACUCAACUGUGUCUCGCAUACGAUGCCUGCCUUGCCAUGCUGAGCGCAUUUCGAGACAAGCAUAUCGCUAUUGUUACAAGAUAUGUCAUUACGCCAUCGCGAGAGUUAAGAAACAGAAGUAGAACGAGGAGUCCAGAAGCUGGACGACAAAAGUUAAACCUCGCUGUUGCAUCUGCUAAGGCGAACAAUACUCAGAAGGGAACUGGGGGCACUGCCUUGAUCCCAUUCCUCAAGCAAGCUCGAGACGAGACGGGUGAACCGGCGGUACAUGAAUGGACCAAAAGCUUCAUGAAACAGCCUCUUAAAUCUGAAAAAUACCAUGAUUUUGCCCCCAUCACUGAUGGUGAGGGGUCAGCACCUACCGCAGAUCUUGGGCUUCAAGGCCUCGCUGGCUCAUGGACGAUGGAAGAUGAGUUCGGAGGUCUUUGCUCCUACUAACACACACGGGUUCAUUCUAUCACGACUGUACAAGCUGCCACCACCCAUAAGUUUGUUGUGUUCUGAUACAUAACAUAUAACAUCUUAUAUCUAUAAUAAAACCCUAAUAUAUGUGAUUUUUUUUUUUAAGGCGCCGUGUCAUUUUUUC